AUGUCGAGCCACUCCCCCUCGCCUGAGACACCAGAGCGUUCUCAAACGCCAGCCUCGGUCUCCUCGGCGGCGCCCGUGCAAAGAUCCUGUGCCACUUGUCGUCGACGCAAGGUCCGCUGCGACAAGAAGCGCCCUUGCACGCCGUGUUCUCGCGGCGGCCACGCAUGUUCCUAUCCGCCCAAGGAGCCGAGAGCGCCCAGGGUGCGCAAGGCUACCAUUAAUGACGUUGCAACGAGGAUAUCGAGGCUGGAGGAGACGCUGACGUCCAUUCCUGCGCGAGAGGCAUCGCACCCGCAUGCCCGCUUUCCGGCCUCGCCAAAAACGGUUAUUGCUGGUCCGCAUGCAAGCCCCUUCAGCACAGGAGGCGUUGGGCACGAGACUUCGCCGGCGGCAGUUGGCAGUCCCCACCCCGGAGGGGAGAUAUUGUUGGAGAAGGGCUCGUCGGCGCAGUACUUCAACGAGGUUCUCGUCUCUCGUGUUGUUGGGCAGGAGAGCGAUGUCCGUACUGCCCUCGCAACACCGAGGACAGAUGAAGUGGCCCAGGCACAUGUCCCAUCGCCCUUCAAUCCCAUGGGAAUACUGUCAACGCCCCUACCGUCCCAUCCACCUUCAAGUUACCACCCUUCCAAAUAUACCGCUGUGCAGCUAUGGAUGGUCUUUGUGGACAAUGUCGACUGCCUCUUCAAAAUUCUCCACAUUCCGACUUCGGAAGUUUUAGUCUACACGGUGAUUAACAACCCAGAAACAGCUUCACCUGAAGCAUUGGCAUUGUGCUACGCCGUAUACUACGCCUCGACUGUCGCUCUCGAUGAGAGGGAGGACUGCCCACGGCUUCUAGGGGAGUCCUGGAUGAGUGCCCUGCACCGGUACAAAGCCGGACUCGAACAGAGUUUCGCCCAGGCAGAUUUGCUGGAGAACCCUACCGUCGUAUUGCUACAGGCCAUGGCAAUCUACCUUGUAUGUCAUCACAUCAUUUCUUCCUACCCUCACUCGCGUUCUAACUCGCGCGCCCACCAGAGCGCAGUACGAGUCCACAACACGGGCCGCUCCGUCUGGACCUUCAAUGGCCUAGCCAUAAGAAUCGCGCAAUCCAUCGGUCUCCACCGUGAUGGCACGAAACUCGGCCUCUCGCCGUUCGAGUCCGAAAUCCGCCGCCGUCUGUGGUGGUACCUACUGGGUCGUGAUGGCCGGGUUGCCGAAGAUCUCGGCCUGCUCGACCUUCCCACGCCUAAUGUCACAAUGUCUGGUGGUGCUGAGCUCCCACUCAACCUCGAAGACAAUGAUCUGGAUCCGAACAUGAAGGACCUCCCACCACCCCGCAAAGGCUGGACUCGCAUCCUCUCAUCCCUCGCCAACAUUCGCAUUUGCCAAACAUGGGCUGACCUCCUCCAACUAUCAUGGUCCAACCCUUCGACCCCCCCGCCUUUCGAGGCUCGAGAUCGCAUCGUCGCCAAAUUAGUAGAAACCGUCGAGACCCUUAUCAAAGAAUGCAACCCCGUCAUUCCCAUGCAAAGACUCACACUCAUAACUUGUCGCUUCAUUGUCCGCAAAUUGGACUUUGUCACGCGCCAGCAGUGGGAGGCUCACCACCAUCCGGAACAACAGGAGCUUUUGGCGACAGAGGAAACCCUCCUCGAGGCACUUGGCUUGUUUGAAGAAGGACAGCACUUACUGAAGGAUGAGCUGCUGCGUCCGUAUACCUGGUCGGUGCGAUCAUACCCGCAGUAUCACUUGAUGCUGUUUAUUCUGUGGAACAUAUGCCUGCGCCCGAGAAGGUCUUGCGCCCUUCGGGCCUUCAAAUCUGUAGAAGAAUACGUCAAGGUGAUGGAGAAGACGGGUACAGCUGUCUUUCGGGGACCCAAGUGGACGAUUUUCAAGGCAUUAAUGGCCCGCGCCGCGGCGUCUAUACCACGGGAUGGUUGUGAGAAAGGAGGAAGUCAGUUGCCAAUGAGUGAGGUGCCUGCGAGCGCUGGUCUUGAUCAAGGACUCGGAAGCGGCGUCAUGCCGGGGUCGACAACCCGCAAAUUUGUCGAGAUGAACGAUGCAGGAAUGUUCGAGGACAUGCAGCACGUGCCUGACUGGAGCACGCUGCUACAAGGCUUUUUGCAAGAAGAGUCCAAUUUUUCAGUCAUGGUGUGA
Messenger RNA from Metarhizium brunneum ARSEF 3297, 2139 nucleotides. NCBI's taxonomy places the organism in Eukaryota, Fungi, Ascomycota, Sordariomycetes, Hypocreales, Clavicipitaceae. The record is from RefSeq and is a predicted model, not a curated record.